This is a messenger RNA of Anastrepha ludens (Mexican fruit fly), 1475 nucleotides long. Its product is annotated as putative nuclease HARBI1. The record is from RefSeq and is a predicted model, not a curated record. The transcript has 4 exons. The coding region runs from base 190 to 1269 and encodes 359 amino acids. NCBI's taxonomy places the organism in Eukaryota, Metazoa, Arthropoda, Insecta, Diptera, Tephritidae.
AAUAGCAAUCAUGCCUAUUAUGAUAAACGUCGGAUGAUAUGCGGCGGGAGUUAACUCGAUCCGCACUCGAUUCACUUUUUCACAAAAAUGGUAUUAUUGUUACCGACGGAUGCACUGCAUUACAAUCCGUGAACUGUGUUAUCAGCAUAAUCAGCUGUGCAAAAGACCAAUAAAUAUUUGUUAAAUAAAAUGGAUUCAAUAGCUUUUUUUUUGGAUUUUAAUGAAAGUACAAACAAUGAUGCAAGACGAACCCGGAAAAAAGUAAGGGAUAAUGCUGUUGACGUGUUCCAGUUGCCGGAUGAUGUAUUUGUUAAGCAAUUCCGUCUUAAUAAGAUAGCUUUCCAAUAUGUUCUUAACAUAUUAAAGAGGGAAAUGCUUCCUGUUAUUAAAACAUGGUCGAUAUCGCCAGAGCUCAAACUAGAAGCCUGUCUAAGAUUUUUUGCUGAAGGGGGUUAUCAAAAUGGUACUGGGCAGGAUUUUAAUAUUGGCAUGGCGCAGUCCACAGUGUCCAUAGUACUGUCAGAAGUUUUAAAUAUUUUAGAGGCAACACUAUGCCCCAGAUGGAUAAGUUUGGCAAUGACCGAGACUGAAGAGCUUGAAGCCAAAAGAUAUUUUUUUGGAAAAACAAGAAUUCCCGGCAUAGUUAUGUGCGUAGAUGGCACCCACAUAAAGAUUUUGAAACCUGCUGGAGACAAUUCGCACCUUUAUUAUAAUAGGAAAGGAUAUUACAGUAUUAAUGCAAUGAUAAUAUGUGACCAUAAGCAGCGAAUAAGGUAUGUGAACAGUAGGUACGCAGGUGCAAGUCACGAUUCCUUUAUUUGGGAAAAUAGUGAGGCUUCAAGACAUUUCCAAACCAUGUAUGAAAAUGGACACAGAAGCACUAGAUUGUUGGGUGACUCUGGAUACCCACUUUUACCCUGGCUGAUAACGCCCUUCCGAAAUGCCGGAGCGAAUACACCCCAAAGCCGUUUCAAUAAAAGCCAUAGCUCGGGUCGCAAUAUUGUUGAACGCACAAUAGGUGUCUGGAAGAAUUGGUGUCGAUGCUUGCUCUCAGCUCGCCAACUUCAUUAUUCUCCGGAAAAAGUGGCUCAAAUUGUUAAUGUUGCGGCGGCACUUCACAACAUUCGGAUCCAUUAUAAUAUUUCAGACGAAUAUUUAGAAGGGGUUUUUGAAAGUGAAGAGUAUGAAAAUGGCGAGCCUGUACAACAUCAAAGGUAUACCAAUGAAGCAAACCAAAUCCGGAAUGAAAUGCUACACAGCUUUUUAUAAAGAAACAUUUUUUUGUUUUCAUUUAACGUACAUAAAUAUAUGUAUGUUUGUAUAUAUUUCUUAAGAACAAAAUAAAAACAGCCUUCUUGGCAAAUGUUGCACAUUAAAACUUAAACUUAAAAUAUAAAAGCCUUCUUGGCAAAUGUUGCACUUUAAAACUUAAGCUAAACAAAAUUUCUAAUUCACAGUCAUUUUUUAAGUCUCAA